AUGAUAAAUCCAAUUUCUAUAGUAGUGAGGGUAUUAUAAAAAUAAGUAUAAAUUGAAAAGAUAAUUCUUUUUAUAUCUGGAAAUACUAUGACUUUUUAAAUAAUUGCUUAUCAAGGCUAUAAUAAUUUUAUGCAUAAGGCAAGCUUGAGGUAAGUGAUAUAAUAUAUGAUGACAUAUGUGUUGAAAAUGAAACAUUUUUCUAUAUUUAUGAUUACAAAGAAAAUAAAUUAAAAGUUAAAUGAUUUCACCAUUACAAGCAUUAAGCAAAUUACUUAAAGUAUAUUUCUUUAAAAUAACAAUUCUUCUUUGCCUCUUAUAAUCAUUAUGAAUUCUUAACAAAAUUUAUGGAAAAUUUGUAGGUUUAAUAAUUUUCUAAAAAAUGGUUUAAUAAUCAUUUUCUUAUUUCUAUAAUAUCUCUCAAAAAAUCUUUAUUGACAUGGAUUUAUUCUAUUUUAUUUUGAAUUUGGAAACUAAAAAUUUCUUUAAUAUGUUAAGAUCUUAGCUUUUUAAAAUUAAGAAAUAUUCAGAUAUUAUGAAUUUACAGAAUCAGUAAUUAUUUUAAUGCAAGCUUAUAUAUAUGAAUACAACUAUUACUCUAUUAUUGCAAUAAAGUAUAAUUGCAAAUUUAAAAUUACAAUAAUAAACUAAGACUUUGAUUCUUACAUUUUUUAACGAUUAAGAACUAUACAUUAAAUUGGAAAUUACACCUUUAAGACUGUUAUCUUUCUUAUCCUUUUAAGUACUGAUUAAAUGCUUAUUUAUCUAUUAGCUAAAUAUAGCUAUUUUUUACUUUCAAUUUUAUAAUUAUAUUGACAUUAUCUCAACUGAUGGUUCCUUUUUUAAACUUUUUCCUUUAAUAAAGUAUGGAGAUAAUAAUUUGAAUCAAAUCCAGGUUCAAAUAGAGACUGAAUUGCCUUAGUAAAAUGCUUUAUCAUCAGACUUUUCAAUAAGCUCAAACAAGGAGAACGGUGUUGAAUUAAGGAUUUAAAUUAAAAAUCAAUGCUUUUAGUUGUAUCCUCUAAUGAAUUCCUCUAUGAUUCCAAUCCAAAAGAAUGUAAAUCUAAAAUUAUACAUAUCUGAUAUUUUUUAUGGUCUGAUUAAUAAUUUGACACUUUUAAAGAAUUCAAACAUUAUUUUGAAUGGACCUUUUCAAUUUCAGAAAGAACUUUAAUUUAAAAAUGACGUUUUAAUGAUACUCUAGUAAAAUAUUAGUUUUUAUUUAUACUCAUUUCAUUUUUUACAAUAAUUCUUUGAAAUAUUUAAAUUGGAUAUGAAUUAGUUAUAUAUGAAUUGGGAUGAAAUUCAAUAAAAUUUUGAACUACUUGCAUAAAACGAGAUAUUGUUAUAAAAUUCGAUCUUUCUCUAUCAAAUCAAUACAUAUAAUGUAGUUUAAAAGAGUUUUGUUUUAUUUUCAAACUUAUAUAUCCUUAUUAUAUGA
This is a messenger RNA of Paramecium pentaurelia, 1438 nucleotides long. Lineage: Eukaryota; Ciliophora; Oligohymenophorea; Peniculida; Parameciidae. The record is from the annotation of a GenBank genome assembly.